This is a messenger RNA of Protopterus annectens (West African lungfish), 4476 nucleotides long. RefSeq names its product glutamyl aminopeptidase (gene ENPEP). Gene Ontology annotation, biological process: peptide catabolic process; proteolysis. The record is from RefSeq and is a predicted model, not a curated record. Lineage: Eukaryota; Metazoa; Chordata; Ceratodontiformes; Protopteridae. Bases 458 to 3328 code for a protein of 956 amino acids. Gene Ontology annotation, cellular component: cytoplasm. The transcript is spliced from 21 exons. Gene Ontology annotation, molecular function: zinc ion binding; metalloaminopeptidase activity; peptide binding.
UGCUGCAAAGAUUUGAGAAGCCCAUCUUUCUAAUCAUUUCUUAGAAUGCUUAAUAAGAAAACUAAUGUUUGAGACUCUUACAUUUGAGCUGAGAAAGAAUUAUUUUGAUGACUUCUGGAUACAUAUCCUGUGGACUAAAUGGGACAAAAAUAUAUGAAUCUCAUUGCUGUUUUUUGACUUUGUGUCUGCAGCUUGUCCUGCUGACAACUACAAACAGCACCCUGCCUAUAAGAGAUUAUGCAGGGCAUUUAAUUUUGGCCUUUGCUUCAGAGCUGGAGAGAGAGAGAGAGAGAGAGAGCUGUUCUGCAUUCUUGGCAAUUUGAUAUCAAAACACUGUUGCCACUAAAGUGCUGUCUGAAUUGCUUACACAGCAGACACAGCGUCAUAAAGUCUACCUUCUUGAUGUGACUCUAUGCCUGACAAGUUGUGAAAAUUUUACGUUAAAACAAUCUUCACAAUGGAUGGAAUGGAUUAUGACUAUUCAGGUGGAAAGACAAAGAAAUAUUGCAUUAGUGGCAAGUAUGUUGCUAUUAUCUGUGCAGUAGUGGCUGCAGUGGGACUGUCUGUGGGGUUAGGAGUUGGACUUACAAGACCUGAGCCAUGCAAAAAACCAGAAUACCCUUCAGUGACAACAAAUCCACCAAGUAUACCAACAAGUACACCUGCUGAUAUGGGACCAUGUCCACCUUCUGUUGAAACAGGUGAAUGGGACAGUUUUCGGCUGUCAACGUCUGUGAGUCCAGAACACUAUGAUCUGGAAAUUGAGCCUGAUAUGGAAGGAGGUACUUACACAGGGACUGUUACCAUCCAUAUUAAAGUGCAACAAAACACACGCUAUCUGAGGCUACAUAUUCGAGAACUAAGCAUCACAGCAAAGCCACAGCUCCAGAUCCAGUCAGAAAGUUCAUCUCUGCAAGAUAUUUCCCUAAGCAGGUGUUUUGAGUUCAAGAAGCAGGAAUAUCUGGUGGUGGAAGCAGAUCAAGCCCUUCAGCCUACACAAGCACUUCAGGUUUACCUGCUGACACUGAAGUUUAAAGGCAGCUUAGAUGGCUCUCUGGUUGGAUUUUAUAGAACAUCCUAUACCGAAAAAGGGCAAAAAAUAUACAUUGCAGCCACGGAUCAUGAGCCCACAGAUGCUCGAAAAUCCUUCCCCUGCUUUGAUGAGCCCAACAAGAAGGCAACAUACAGCAUAUCCAUUGUACAUUCAGACCCAUAUAAGGCCAUCUCAAACAUGCCUGCACAAUCCUCAACAGUACUGAACUCUGGCAAGUUUAAAACAACUUUUGAAAAAUCUGUCCCAAUGAGCACAUAUCUUGUUGCUUUUGCUGUUCAUCGAUUCACAUAUGUUGAAAGGAUCUCAUCAAGGGGGAUUCCACUGAGAAUUUAUGUACAGCCAGAACAAAAAGACACAGCCGAGUAUGCAGCAAAUGUAACCAAGGUCGUGUUUGAUGCAUUUGAAAAAUACUUUAAUAUGGACUACUCAAUAGGAAAACUAGAUAAAAUAGCUAUUCCAGAUUUUGGAACUGGAGCUAUGGAGAACUGGGGGCUAAUUACAUAUCGAGAGACCAACCUGUUGUAUGAUCAAAAUGAAUCUUCUUCAACAAAUCAGCAAAGAGUGGCUGCUGUGGUAGCUCAUGAAUUAGUGCACCAGUGGUUUGGCAAUAUUGUGACAAUGGAAUGGUGGGACGACUUGUGGCUGAAUGAAGGCUUUGCCAGUUUCUUCGAAUACAUUGGAGUAAAUGCAGCUGAACCAGGCUGGCGAAUGUUGGAUCAAAUGCUGGUAGAUGAUUUCUUUCCUGUUAUGGCAGACGAUGCCUUGCUGUCUUCUCAUCCUAUAAUUGUGAGUGUAUCUACACCUGCUGAAAUAACUUCAGUGUUUGAUGGCAUAUCCUAUAGUAAGGGUGCAUCAAUUUUACGCAUGCUUCAACAGUGGAUGGGUGAAGAAAAUUUUCAAAGCGGAUGUCAGGCAUACUUAAAGCGGUUUAAAUUUGAGAAUGCCAAAACAGAUGACUUUUGGGAGGCACUGGCACAGGUGAGCAAAUUGCCAGUAAAAGAAGUGAUGGACACUUGGACAAGGCAGAUGGGGUACCCUGUGUUAACUUUAACGUCGCCACAGACAGUCAACCAGUCCAGAUUCCUUUUGGAUCCAAAUGCAGAUCCUUCUGAACCACCUUCUGAACUGAAAUACAAGUGGAAUAUUCCAAUAAAUUGGAAUGUACUUAAUGGGACAAAUGGAUCUAUAUUUUAUAAUAUGUCACAUCAAGGAGACCUUACGUUAAAUGGUUACAGCCCUACUGAUGGGAUUUUGAAAAUUAAUUCAGGGCAUGUUGGAUUCUAUCGUGUGCUGUAUGCUACAGAAAGCUGGGGGAAAAUUACAGAACAGUUGAUGACAUCUCAUAAGGGCUUUAGCACUGCUGACCGCGCUGGGUUUUUUGAUGAUGCCUUUGCCCUGGCAAGAGCUAAUCUUCUUGACUAUGGGAUAGCAUUGAACCUAACUCAGUACCUGACAAAGGAAAAUGACUACAUGACAUGGCACAGAGUAUCGUCUGCUUUAUCGUACAUCCGAACUAUGCUCGAAGAUGACCUGGAGCUUUAUCCUAAGUUUCAGAAAUACUGGCGUGCCCAAGUUAAACCUAUUUCUGAUCAGCUCCAGUGGCAGGAUACAGGAAGCCAUUUGGAAAGGUUACUUCGUGAAACAGUCUUGGGAAUUGCUUGCAGAAUGGAAGAUGAAGAUGCCCUUGCUAAUGCAUCCAGAUUAUUUAAGGAAUGGCUUGCUGGAAAAAGCAUUGAACCGAACCUUAGACUUCUGGUUUACCGUUAUGGAAUGCAGGCUGCAGGAGAUGAGACAUCAUGGCAGUACAUGUUAGAGCAGUACAGUAUGUCUACGCUAGCACAAGAGAAAGACAAGCUACUCUAUGGACUUGCCUCUGUACAGGAUGUAAAACUCUUGAACAGAUACCUCACUUAUAUAAAAAACUCUACCGUCAUCAAAACUCAAGAUGUUUUUACUGUACUACGGUACAUUUCUUUUAAUAAGUAUGGGAAAACAAUGGCUUGGGACUGGACACGACUGAAUUGGGAGUACCUAGUUGACAGGUAUACUCUUAAUGACAGGAACCUUGGCAGAUUAAUUUCCAGAAUAACAGAUUCCUUUAAUACAGAACUUCAGCUCUGGCAGAUGGAAAGCUUCUUUGAGCUGUAUCCAGAAGCGGGAGCAGGAGAAAUGCCAAGAAAACAAGCACAUGAAACACUAAAAAAUAACAUUGAAUGGGUACAUAUGAACAGGAAAGAAAUACAAGACUGGCUAGAUACUGUUGUUAUAACAUAGGAAAAAUGUCAUUCAUAGCACUCACAGACUGCUCUUUUCUUACUUAUUUGGAGGUUUGCCAGGUCUUUGUCAUACAUUUGUUAAAAAUAAGGAUGAUAUAAUUCCAUAGCUUAAUUGUUAAUACUACUGAAGCAUUUGUAAGGAUACUUAGCAGGAAUUAUUCUCUCUAUAAAAACAAAACAAAAAAAUCAGAAGCCAUACCUAUGUAAACAUUAUGUCUUCUGAUUUCAGCCAUCCAACCAUAUUGCAUUAAAAUGUCUAAACGAGAAUGCUUAAUUUUAGAUUAGAAAACACGAAGCAUAACAUCAUUUGUGCUGUGCAAAUCUGACUAAUAUUCUUUCACUCACAUUGUGAACUGUCAUGAAUCAAGAAAAAAAAAAAAACAAAUACCAGCAUUUUAUAUAUGUACAGCAGAAUGGUGCCAGAAUAAUUUGUUUACAUUUUACUUACUUGGAUUAGCAUUUAUAAUGAAUGUCAACAUGCUGCAAAUAACUGUCACUUAUAUGUCUUUGGCGUUUUCAUUUGCUAAAACUUUCUACUGGUACUGUUGUUUACUUAAGCAAGUCAUAGAGCAUUAGAAAUGAUUCACUAAAAUAGUAUUUUAUUAAAUAAACACAAUGUACCUUGCUUUUAAUGUAUUAUUUAUUUGAUUACUAAAGCCAAAGAAUACUGCACACAGUUAACCAUGUACUAAAUAUAAAACAGAAACCCACAGUAUUGUACUGUACUGUCAGUUAUAUGUAACCUAUAGCAUAUUGCAGAUUGACUUUCCAAAGUGCACCUUUUACAGAUAUUUUAACUCUUAAAUAUUGUUAUGGUUUCAAGAUGUUUAUCAGGAGCACAUUUUAAACAGCAGAAAACAGAAUAGCCAAAAACAGCUGUAACAUUCACUGGAGGCAAAGUUUGGUCAAAAUAAAAAAAGGUGCAGAAUAGUACAAGAUGAAGCAAUCUGGUGUAGACGUUUGUUUACAUUAUCUGUGAAUGUUGAUAUUGUAUAUGUUGCAUGCUUUUUCAGUUCUCCCUCAUGGCCUGGCUGUACAAUCAAGCACGGAUGAGUAUGUAGUCUAAACAAUUGUCAUAAUGAACUGUUUCUCACACAAGACAAUCUUCCAAAAUGUCAAGUUAAUAAAAUGCUGUUUUCCCUGCUA